Messenger RNA from Pogona vitticeps (central bearded dragon), 1657 nucleotides. The record is from RefSeq and is a predicted model, not a curated record. NCBI's taxonomy places the organism in Eukaryota, Metazoa, Chordata, Lepidosauria, Squamata, Agamidae.
GGAAAGGGCAGGGCAGGAAAAAACCUGCACAGGACACUGCACUUAAGACUGGAAGAAUUUUUUUUAAAGAUGGAGGUUCACCCAGGCAUGUCCUUUUACAACAAUGUGCACGAUGGAACAGCCUUAAUAACAAAAACAUUGGAAUCUACACAUGAUCUCACUCCACUGCAUAUCCCACCAGGACCCCCUAUAUCACCAGAAAGGUAUGAGGAACUACGAGAAAGCUUCCAGCUGUGCAAGCCUGUAUUGAAAGCAGGGCAAGAAUCCGGAGGGAGGGAGCCCAUGUUGCCAGAAUCUCACAGGAACUAUGAGCCACCUUAUAAGUUUCAUCAUGAACAUCACUACUAUGGCAAUACUCGAGAUGCUCCACUAAGAGACAUGAACUAUGCAAAAUAUAAGUCACCAGGGACUCUCUUGGUGGAGGGCCGGUAUCGUCCUUUUCAUCCAUAUGUCCAUUGCAACACAGAUAUCAGAGGUAGUUCCCCUAAAAAUGAAGCUGCUGGAGAACCUUUUGAUAUUAAUAGACAGACAAGAGGGUGGCCUGGAGAACAUGGAGCCUUUCAUGUUUCUCAGUUUGCUGAAGGAAAUGAUUGGGCAUAUAAUCCAGAGGUUCCAGUGGCUUGGGCUCCAAAAUCCACUUUGAAACCUCCAGAGCUUGACAUCUCAUCAAGAGCCGCCAACAUGCUAGAAAAUGUCAAGCAGGCCCUUUGGCUGUCCACCUACAAACGUGACUUCUCAGGUAGAGGUCCUAUGAACCCCCUACUGCUGGACGACUAUGAUGCCAAGUUGAUUGGCAGAGUAACUGGAGAACUAGGCAAAUAUGUGGAACUUAGAGAAUCAUUUCCAUCAGGGACUUCUCAAGUAAGACCUUUAGAAGGUCGCAUUGCCCGUGCACUUCAAGGCAGACAGCGACCCAUCCUGGACCCUCAACAGCAGGACUCCCCAGGUGUUCACAGGCCUCCACUCCGUUCUUAUAGGGAGCAUUUAGUUGUACUUAAAGAUUCAGAGGGGGCUAAGAACUGUGGAAAAACAUCACUGAGUUCAUUUCAGCAUGAUCCCAAUGCAAGUGGAUUAUGGAGAAGGAAUAUGUAUUUUCUCCCAAAUCACAUUAAGCUUCACAUAGAUUAUCCUAAAGAAAGUACUGAAGAUAAGAAACCUCCAUGGAACAGAUUUCAGAAAAUUACAGAUACUUGGAAAACUGAGAAUUUGUACCAAAGGCAGCUUGCAAUUCCACCUGAACCAGAACCAACUGUGAAGCCUGCAGAUCCUAUUUACUAUGAAGAUUUGGAACCUUCCCGUUUAAACAGAUACAUCGUAUGGCAUCAUCCUGUGAGCCUGAGUAAACCAGGCCCACCAGAUCUGUGCUUUGAGAAGCCUGCUGAGAUACCAGAUCCCUUGUUAACUUCUCACCCCAAAGCCAUUCCAACACUCCCCUCCUUCCCAAAAUGGAUUCCUAACUGUGGAGUGGCUCAGCCUCAGACAAAACUGUUGGAUAUCCAGGAUUCUUUUUCAAAAAGUGAUGCCAUCAGGCGUCUGAAUGAUCUCAGGAGAGGAGGCCUAAGGGACCUCAGGGAUCAUGACAGGGAAGGCAAAAGGCACACAUUUCAGGGUACUCAUGCACAUUUCCUUCACUGAUGCAGAAGUGAUAAACUCUCUC